Chlorella variabilis is the source of this 1102-nucleotide messenger RNA. RefSeq lists its product as hypothetical. Gene Ontology annotation, biological process: translation. The transcript has 4 exons. NCBI's taxonomy places the organism in Eukaryota, Viridiplantae, Chlorophyta, Trebouxiophyceae, Chlorellales, Chlorellaceae. Gene Ontology annotation, cellular component: small ribosomal subunit; ribosome. Gene Ontology annotation, molecular function: structural constituent of ribosome; RNA binding. The coding region runs from base 52 to 765 and encodes 237 amino acids. The record is from RefSeq and is a predicted model, not a curated record.
CAGCGACCGCCCCUGACAUCGCCCUUCAAUUGUGUGUGGCGACAAGCAGGCAUGGCGGCGAUGGUGGCCCAUGCAGCAGUGCUUGCGGCCCCAGCAGUGAGCAGCAGCUCCCGCAGCACCCCCAGCAGCGCCAUCCGCUGCAACCUGCGGUGCUUUACCACGGCGGUGCGCGGCCAGGCCCUCCAGCAGCAGCGCAGCCCGGCUCGCGCCCAGCGGGCCGCCGUGCUGGCCCGCGCCACCUUUGCAGCGGACGAAGAGGAGCAGUAUGAGAAGGAGGACAACUUCCAGGAGCGCGUGGUGCAGAUCCGCCGCGUGACCAAGGUGGUCAAGGGCGGCAAGCAGCUGAGCUUCCGUGCCGUGGUGGUGGUGGGCGACGAGAAUGGCACCGUGGGCGUGGGCUGCGACUCUGCGGGGGAGGUGGUCCAGGCGGUGCGCAAGGCGGUGGUGGACGCCAAGCGCAACCUGGUGUCGGUGCCGCUCAACAAGAACAACUCCUUCCCGCACAAGGUCGACGGCAUUUUCGGCGCGGCCAAGGUCAUGCUGCGGCCGGCGGCAGAGGGCACGGGCGUGAUUGCGGGCGGCGCGGUCCGCGUGGUGCUGGAGCUGGCGGGCGUGAAGAACGGCUUUGGCAAGCAGCUGGGCACCGCCAACCCGCUGAACAAUGCGCGGGCGACGCUGGAGGGCAUCAAGUCGAUGCGCACUUUCCAGCAGGUGUCUGACCUGCGCGGCAUCCCUGUGGCCGACCUCAUGGGCCUCCAGGCCUGAGCCCGGCCCAUGGCACGCGCCCGCGGCUUGGGUGGAGGCGACCACACACGGCCCCCGCAAGCCUCGCCGCCAAGCGUGCUGGCACCCGACAGCUCCCUGAGAUGCGGCAACGCACAGCCUGCCGUAGCACCCCGUGUAUAGCACCCCCUCCCCUCCACCUUUGCCCCCACGGCCUGCGCUUCGCCCCGUCGCCUUUUCCGGUCCCCUGCGCAUUACGGGGCAAGCCAGGGCUGACGCUCGUGUUGGGGCAGCUGCGGCCGACCGCUCGCCAUUCUAUUCACUACCUCAGCUGCCACCAACACCUGUUGCGCACAUAGUGUAAUGAACGCAGCCCCUG